AUUGACUCUUCUAAGUGUUGGCCUGUCACUGCCUUGCACUCUCAGUUAGUACACUGGUGACAACUGCUGUGAUUGAAAGUAAAGAUAAGGACACUAGGAAAAGUUUCCAGUGAGAUCUUUUUGCCCCUGUGGGGCAGUAUUUUUUUUUUCCAUUUCAUUUUAUUUAUUAUGUAUUCUUUUUGUCUGGAGUAACUGUAAAAGAGAACCUGAGUGGAAAGAAAGAUAACAGUUUAAUAGUUGUCUGAAGAAAUAAAGACAAGAUGUUGGGAGAGGUGGUUUCAAACGUAUUGAAGUUCUAUGACUACCUUCUCAAACGAACUGAUGCCAGAGUGCGGGAUUAUCCGCUGAUGCAGAGUCCCAUACAGAUGACCCUCAUCUUGCUGGGAUACGUGGUCUUCGUUCUAUAUGCGGGACCAAGAUACAUGGCCAAUCGCAAACCUUUCCGCCUCAACACAACAAUGAUCGUCUAUAAUUUCUCAAUGGUGGCCUAUAAUGCCUACAUUGUUUACGAGUUCUUGAUGUCUGGUUGGGCAACAACAUACACCUGGAGAUGUGACCUCUGUGACCCCUCCAGCAGCCCACAAGCACUCAGAAUGGUUCGAGCUGCCUGGUUGUUCUAUUUUUCAAAAUAUGUUGAACUUCUUGAUACGGUGUUUUUUGUGUUGAGAAAGAAGCACAGUCAGGUGACAUUCCUGCACAUCUUCCAUCAUUCCAUCUUACCCUGGACGUGGUGGUGGGGCGUCACUCUCACUCCUGCUGGUGGAAUGGGUUCCUUCCAUGCUAUGGUAAACGCAUGUGUCCACGUCAUCAUGUACACCUAUUACGGUCUGGCUGCUGCAGGACCACACUUCCAUAAGUAUCUGUGGUGGAAGAAGUACAUGACUGCAAUCCAGCUGAUUCAGUUUGUGCUGGUGUCUGGCCAUAUCUCUCAGUAUUACUUCAUGGAAAAGUGUGACUACCAGGUUCCCAUUUUUAUUCAUCUCAUCUGGAUCUACGGCACCCUUUUCUUUAUCCUCUUCUCCAACUUCUGGAUCCAGGCCUAUAUAAAGGGCAAGCGACUACCUGUUAGCAGCGAGGACAAACCCAAACAGAAUGGCAUUACCACUGUGAUUGAGCCGGUUCCAGUGGCCAACAGCAAACACUUGGAAAAUGGCACUGUGCACUACACUAAUGGAUUUGCUCACAAUGGGAAAGUAAAGGAGGUUUAAACAGGCCAGUAGCAUACAGGACUCCACUGGAACAUCACACAGUCGAGAGACAUGGUUGUUAGAUUAUUUUUGUUUUCUUUGUCAAAUGUAAAAAUGUUUAUAAUUGUGUGGGAGAUGAAACGGCACAUUUGAUCUGGCAGUGGGUCCCCCUUUCUUUGUAUUUAUUGAGCAUCAGGCUGGGGAGCACAAUGCAUGAAGAGAAUUCAUCCGCUGAAGUUGGCUUUGUAGACAUCGCUCUGAAACCUGACAGCAUAUCUUACAGCUGUCUGUAGUUGAAUUUGUUGUCCUUGGCUUUUUUCUGGCAUAUGAGUCUCCCAGUUUGCACACUGUACAGUCCUCACAGAUCUAACUCAAACUUGACUGUAAAUAAAUUUUUCCUCACAGUUUAUUGGAAAUGUAUGAGUUGUCUUUUUUUUUUUUUUUUUAAAUGUAUGUAACUUAUCAGUUAAUAAAAGCUUUUUAUAAUAAAUUGUAUUUUUGACUUUCGUAUGCUCUUUGUGAACAGAUAAAGGGAUAUAGGCAUUUUAGAUAUUAGCAGCAUUCCUCAAUAUACAGUUAUGCAUGGUAGUGUCCAGUAUAGUCUGGAAAGGUCUUACAAUGGAGUCUAUACAUAGGGCAAUGGAAUUGCUCUGUAGUUCUCACACUCACUAUUAAUUUUAUAGGUCAUCAAGAAUCUGAACAGCAGCAUUGUUAGGAUGGAGAUGUCUCUCUCAUGCACUUGCACCCAUGUUCUGUAUAAGUUUUUACUCGAUCAUCUCUAGAAGGUAACCCCCCUGGUUGCCAAAAGUCUUGCAAGAGCUACAUGCAUAAUUCAAAACCAUUGUUUAUUUGGAGUCCCAUGGAAACCCUUCACCUAGACCUAAUCUUAUUCAAGACAAUGAGAUUCUUGCGAGAUUAGGCAACCAGGGUGUUGCCUUCUAGACACAACCAUUGUACUCUUCCUUUUAGUUCUGUAACAGUGUUGAGCUUCUAAUUGUAGACUUUUGUAUAAAUGUGC
Molecule: messenger RNA, 2205 nt
Organism: Myxocyprinus asiaticus (Chinese sucker)
Lineage: Eukaryota; Metazoa; Chordata; Actinopteri; Cypriniformes; Catostomidae
Gene: elovl1a
Product: ELOVL fatty acid elongase 1a
Exons: 8
Coding region: 261-1208 (315 amino acids)
Biological process (GO): sphingolipid biosynthetic process; fatty acid elongation, saturated fatty acid; fatty acid elongation, monounsaturated fatty acid
Cellular component (GO): endoplasmic reticulum membrane; endoplasmic reticulum
Molecular function (GO): fatty acid elongase activity
Source: RefSeq, a predicted model, not a curated record